Molecule: messenger RNA, 951 nt
Organism: Didymodactylos carnosus
Lineage: Eukaryota; Metazoa; Rotifera; Eurotatoria; Philodinida; Philodinidae
Source: the annotation of a GenBank genome assembly
AUGAAUUCUAAUCAAUCCAUACGAACAUCAACUCAACAACAACAAAAACUUAUUUUGCCCAAUUCAUUGCCACAAGAUUUGUUUAAUAUUUUUAAAAAUUUAGUUCUAUUCUUUUGUCGUCGUGUCAUCUUUGCACCACCGAAUACUAAAAUAAUUAUUUAUUUUUGUAUGAUAUUUAUUGGUAGUGUACUGAAAGAUUUUAAUCUCUCACCUCAAACAUAUUUAGCAAAUAAACAAAAUUUAUUAAACUCAUAUUUUGCUAAAUUAGGUUGGGGUUCGACAAUCAUGUUAUUAUCACUAUUUGUUUAUUUGACAAGUUUAAUUUAUACAAAAGGAAAUUAUAAUUUAAUUAUGAAACAUUUAUUACGUUUACUUAUUGCUAUUGGUGUCUGGUAUAUAAUAACAUCAUUAUUUCAGUAUAUUGAAUCGGUAGCUGGAUAUUGUAAACAUUUGAAGUAUUCAAAAUCAAACAGACAAAUAUGUUUAAGCAGUGGCUAUGAAUGGCAAGAAGCUUAUAAUUUGAGUGAUCAUACAUUUUUAUUGAUCUAUUUACUAUUAGUUGUUAAUGAAGAAGUAAAAUCAUAUGAUGAAGGUUGGAAAAGAUUAGAGUUAUUAUAUGAACAAAAUAGUGGAAAAGUAAAACAACAACAACAAAAUAUUGGUGAUAUAUCAUCGUCGACAAAAUUUGAUCAUAUUGAUUCAUUAAGAUUUCGUAAGUUAUCAUUAACAAUUAAAUGUCUCUAUAUUUCUCUAGCUUUAUUAACUAUGCUAUGGGAAUUUAUGUUAUUAUCAACAGCACUAUAUUUUCAUCAUAUUGUGCAUAAACUAGGUGCAGCACUAUUAGCCGUUAUUAUGUGGUUUAUUACUUAUCGUUAUUGGUAUAAACAAAGAAGUGCCAUAUCAAACCCGUUUACACCAUGUUUGCCGGGUGAUGGGCUUUUAGCUUAUUAA